UUUUGGCACAUUUAACAGAAAGAACAGUUACAUAGCCAGUUGAUGUAUGGUAGAAAUUGUUAGUUUUGUUUUCAUUUUUUUGAGUUUUGCAUAUGUACAGGUUAUAGACCUUUGAUUGUCCAUUGUUUAUUGCCACUGAUUGCCAAUCCUUGGUUCCCUCAAGUGUUUUAGUAGGCAAACAAUUUGCUUUGUUUGCUUAUUUAUUUAUAAGGGUGGUAUGUUUGUAGGUAUGUGUUUGAAUUUUCCCUAAAAUGUAUAAUUCCAAUUUUAAUGUAGAAUUAAUUGCUUCGUGGGGCAGACCUACACCCUACAAGUAACACAGCUAGAUACAAGUGUGUUGUAAACCUUUUGCUUUAACGACUACGAUUAAUUUCGUUUAAAACAUAAAUUAAAAUCUAAUGUAAUUUAAAUCUAUAUUUAACUGUGGGUAAUCUGUAUGUCAGUAUACUUUAACACCACAUUCCAAACUAUUUCUUUUGAUUAACCGUGUAAGAUGUUUCUGGACACCUCUAUUUCAUAAUGGAAAAGUCUGUAAAGUUGGAAACUGCAGUUGCAUCUCUACUCAAGGUAGACACAAUAGCCCAAUUAGUAUUGUACGCAGGCAUCCCAGCAGCCCUUUUGUGCAGUGUGACAUACUGCUUGUAGUCGUAAUUAUUCACAGUAGUUGGUGUAGUAGCAUGCAGCAAUUGGUUGAUUGUCAUAGCAUACGGAAAACCAUGGUUGUGAUUACUUUGGAAAUACAUUUAGCAGGUGAGGACUGCGUUUGAAUUACAGUGAAACGGAUUGGAUUGAUAAUAGUAACUAGGGACUUGUGUUGACAACUGGUAUGUUUGCCAGAUGGAUGAUAGAUCAAGUGAGGUGUGGGUGGAAAGUCAAAAAGUGAAUUCGGUCAGUUGAUAUUUGAAUCUUGAGACGUGAAGUUGGUGUGCUGCUUCCGAUGAUCGCACAUCUACAACCCAAGAGCCACCAGGUAUAGUGCCAAAGCUAAAGCAGGCCAAGAGCAGCUUUUGGCAGCGAUGGAUAGUCAAGCUAACGUUUCUGCUAACUGGUAGCUGUUGUUUUAAGCCAGUUUUGACGGCUUUACCAGCACACACCACAGGGUAAAAUUUAUUCAGUCAUCCGUCGCAAUCAUGGUUUUACCGAUGGGUUACAAAACACCCCAACCCGCUGUACCACUGCCCUAGUCUGAUGAGCACAGUGUCAAGUCUCAGCGACGCAGCUCGAGCCAAAGACUGAGCCGGGGGCACAGGUCUAGCAGGAAGACUAGGAGUGCAGUUAUCCAAUAGAUCUCUCUGCCUUGGCAGAUCGAGACGCCAGUGCAUCUUUAUCAGAUCCUAAAGAAGAAACAGUUUGGUCAGGUGUACCAGUCAACUUUACCUGUCAACAGUCCAAGAAUGACAACCCUUGGUUUGCUUGGUACGUGAAUGGCGAUUAUUAUUACAUCGAGUGAAGUGUCGUACAAAUUGUAUCCGUCGAGAGAGUCUGGCCCUCCAUGGGCCAGAAUCGAGUCCAGUUUUCUCCAGAUUACUCCCCUGAAGACCCAAACAAACUUGAACCUUUCAUGCAACAUUAUCUCCACAACGGGAACAAGGAAAGAAGCGUGGAUGCUCAGAGUCUUGGAACAACCAUCACUCUUCAUCACCAACUCUGGCUGCACCGCGCCCAUAGAGGGCACUGUCUGCACAUUGAUAUGCCAAGCCAAUUACCAGACAAAUAUAACAUGGUAUGUAGACACCAAACGGAUACAAAAUGGUGUCGCAUCGGAACCUUCGAUCGGAUCAACAAAUAUUUUGAAUAUCACAGCAAGUAGAAGGUACCACAAUCGCAUUUUAAGAUGUAGGGCGCCACAUCCUGAACUGACUGAAGCACUUCAAACCAAGACUGUAUUGACCGUGUUGUAUCCACCAUCCAUCGUUUCAGGACAAACUAGUCAACCCCUGAGCACGACACUCUGGUGCGAAGUUGAUGCUAAUCCACCAGCUAGCAUCAUAUACUGGAUAGACCCACAGAACAAACACAUUUUCAGUGAGACAGUUACAGUUCAUAAGGAUGAUAGCACCCAAGGGCAGGGCAACCUGACAAGAAGUGAUUUGACGGUAAACUUUACCAAGGCGGGCAGUCGGGGUGUUUAUAAGUGCAUAGCGUACAACAUGAUCGGCAGAGCUGUAGCUUCAGUUGAAGCAAAAUAUGGACCUCAGAACACUGCAAUUUGUGUGAAGUCUUUGAAAACUUGUGACGCCUGCAGGAACUGCACAAGAAAUGCCUCGGUGGGAGAACACCUAGAACUACAGUGCAUCGCUGUGGGUUCCAACCCAGCUAGUCUGCUCACCUGGGAGGUCAUAGGUCACGGUGGUGAAGAUCUCCAAUCAGUUUUUUAUCGUGAUAAUGUAUCGUCGAUCUUCCAGGAUAACACAACUCGUAGCUGGGACUUAGAAAACACACUCUCAAUCAAAGUGCCACCAGGUGUAAAUGCCAUCGACGUUGUGUGUCGUGUUUGGUAUCCCGAUAAUGCCACAAUAUUUAGGGAGGAGGUUCUUCAGAUACUUGUUCAGCCCUCACGAGACAUGGAUUCCUCUUGGAAACUUCCAGCAAUAUCCGCCGGGUCUGUCGCCAGUUUCUUGCUCCUUAUCUGCCUAAGCUCUCUAGCAGCUGUGAAAUGGAGGGCAAGGUACAGAGGAGUACAUGACGAGAUGAAUAGCGGAAUAAGAGAGGAAACCCAUCCGAUGGUCAGGCUCCAAAAACAGACAGUGCAACAAGAGGAUUUUUCAGUUCAGUGUCCAGAGACUUCUGUCCCAGCCAUCUCGUCUGAUUUCGAGUUUCCAAGAGAAAGAGUUCAUCUGGAAGAGGUGAUCGGUAAUGGUUUCUACGGACAGGUACUGAAAGCUAAAGCAGACGGUAUUCUGAGCGGAGAAAUCACCACAGUCGCUGUCAAAAUUUGCAAAGGUUUCACAGGGACCGAGUUAAAGCACGAGCUCACUAUUUCCAAAGCUCUCAAGAAACAUCCCAAUGUUGUAUCAUUUCUUGGAAGUUGCACAGACGAAGAGCCUUUCUACUUGAUCAUGGAGUACGUUCCUAAUGGCACACUGGAGGCCUACAUCACGAAGAAACGAGUGGCCUGGACCGAAGCAAAGCUUACCACUGGAUUAAUGAAGGAAGCCGUGAACCCCAUUCGAAUACUUAUGUUCGCUUUCCAAAUCGCUAGUGGAAUGGAGUACUUGUCUUCCAUGAACUUGGUACAUCGUGACCUUGCUACUCGAAAUGUCCUUCUUGGUGAAGGGCUAACCUGCAAACUGUGUGACUUUGGCUUGGCACGUGACGUCACAAGAACUGGGCAGUACAAACAGACAUCCGAUAAUACUGUUCCUUUUCGCUGGAUGGCUCUUGAGUGUCUUUGCCACAACACUUACACAACAAAGAGUGACGUGUGGUCAUUUGGUGUUCUUCUGUGGGAACUGGUCACGCUGGGUGCUCAACCCUACACGGACAUGUCUUUAGAAACCAUGGUUGUCUAUCUUCUCGGUGGGUUUCGACUUCCAAGACCUUUACAUUGUGGAAAAGAAGUAUAUAAUUUGAUGUCAUCGUGUUGGAAUAUUGAGCCCGAAAUGAGACCAGACUUCACUGACCUACAUCAAAGACUGGGGUGUCUGUUGGACAGUGACUCGGAAAUGUUGGACAUGUCUCAAUUUCAGGCUGAUAAGUACGUCUACGCAAACCCCUUGACUCAAACCUGUCGCCCGCAGGAAAAUUAGUGUCUGAGUCUUUGGACAAACCACCAACAAGGUUGUUCAUCUUGAUACUGACCACUGAAGCUGGUUUUACCUUCCAUCACGACCGUUGAGCAAUAAUUGAGGAAUUUUACGACUGUAGUGUUGCGUAAUUGCGUUUCGAAAAAAUUGGGCAGAAUAAUUAUCUGCCCAGGAAUAACAAAGUCGGAUUUCUGCAGUGAUCAUCGUAGUAAUAAAGACGCUACAUGCGCUCUCGUUGUGAAUAGGCUCUUUAAGUGUAAUUUAUCCAAAUUAAUUAAAAAAAACCUCUCGGCAUUGGCUACAUUUGAAAAGAUUUGAAGUGUACGCAACUAUCAAGUCUGACAAAAUCUUACGGCAAGGAUCCGAAUGGGAAACCGUGAUACCAUGAUACCGUGUUGAUUAUGAACUAGAAAGUUUGACAUUUACCGUAUGACAUUGAUUCUUUGUUGGUGAACAUCCUUCAGGAAAGAUGUAAAACUUAAAACUAUGUAACUAGGAUCCCAUGGAGUCUGGUUUAAGUAAUAUGUAGUACUUUAAAUGAGAACAGUUUUCAAGUUUAUCAAUAAGCAUCUGUUAAACUUGAAACUGUUGGCAAAAGACACGAUAUUAUGCAGAAGCGAAUUUAGAGGGGGCGAACCGGACGCCCCCCCCACCGGCACGACAAUGAAUUUAAAAUUGGCUCCAUUGCAUUUAAAUUCUGACUUAGGUUUCGGACUGCACGAUUGGAUUUGAUGCUCCAGGUUUGAACCCUCCCCCUGAAUCCACCCUCGCUAAGCCUAUAAAUGUGCUGAAAAUUCAAUAGGGAAGUUUGAAAUAUAACAUAACUGUUGUAAUCGUAACUAUUAUGUGUUACGUUAGAAAACUUUAAUGUAUUAUUUAUUUAAAGUUCGUCAUUGAUCCAGUGACUCUGUUGAAAUUGUAGUAAAAAAUAAAGUGUGAAAUUUGUACCAGGUUUUACUUUGAAACCGUAAACGUCCCCUUUAUUUUCAAUGCGGGGUCGAGGAUUGCCAAACAUCACAAGCUUCCUCGGGUGAGACUCGAACCCACGACUUGCUGUUUACUAGAGUAGACAUCAUUGCAUAAUAUUAGAUUAUGAAUUAAGAUCGAAAUAAAUUAGAUAAUUACAUAUAUUAGCCUGAGGAAAAUAUAAUUAUCCACAAAGAAACCUUACUGAAUCUUCACGGGCAGAAAGUAUAUUUGAUGUGAACAGUGUACAUACUCUUUUAAAAUGUGAGUAGCAAAUCUUGCCUCCGGAUUGGUGGCCGUGUGUGUCAUUUCGAAGGUGUGCCGAAACAUUAAAACUGAUCCUUUGUAUAAUGCAGUGCACAAUACGUUUAUUUCCCUUCAUAACGUUGCUUACAGCUGCAUUUAAAUGAAGACACACUCUCUAAAGUGUUCACUACAUUGCUAGGAGAACCAUGAUGGUUGUGAACAUCAUUGCUACACCUCAUAAAUAUUCGCGAGCAAAUCGGAGCGUGUCAUUGGCCGAUUCCACCUCUCGUCUGGAAAGUAGAAAUGAUACGCGACCAGGUGACGUCAUAGCGGUGAGUAUGCACCUCGCUGCCGUUCGGUAGUUUUUCUGGUAGCAUAAAAAAAUCCCUCUGGAACCCGCCGCGUAAAUAUUUAGUCCGUGUCAUGUAAUCUUUGAGGAACCAGUCUAUCUGUAUCCUUAUAACAAUAGAGUACAGAAGUGAAUGCGUCACGCGCACAAUUAGUGUGUAAAAGGCAUUAGCGCGUGAACCAGCGCGUGAACCAUUACGCGUGCGUACUCCAUUCGUUUGCACUGCACUUUCUGGCACACAGUGACGUCACCCUUCGGUACCUCCUUCUUUAGGAGGUCGUGUCGUGUUGCACCUCAGGCCGAUCAAGGAACAUAUAUGAAACCUCAAAUUAAAUUUGUGUGAACACAAAAAAUACGUACAUUUUAUAUAUCCAACUAAUCAAGUUCUGGGAAGUACACGUAACUUGUACUUCCUGCGACAUCAUUUUUCUAUGUGCAGCCACGUAGAGUUUUGUGUGUGUGUACACUGAAUUGCACAACGCUAUUUUAAUGCAUGGACUGGUUGCCGCGUUGCCAUCACACCUUUUUGGCAGUUGCACGGCGCAGGGGAACCAGCGGAAACCUUGCAUCAAGCAAUAUUGUGAAAACCACAAAAGUUUCUUUCCACAUGUUGUGAAUAUAAAGCAGGUGUUUUGUGAAGAUAGGAUCCUGUCUUUCCUAGGAAAGACAGGAUUGAUUUUUCCUUUUUUAAGCUGUGAGAAGAGAUGGAUACACGUACGAUGACUCAAAUUUGCCGGAUGCAGCUGAAAAGUUGAUAAGCACAUUUUGCUUAUGUAGAACCAUGGAGGAAGGACACAAAUUUUUUUUUCAGCCCUAAAAUGUGACAUGAUUCAUAAAAUUCCACGAAACUUGGUGUUAGAUGUCAUAACACCCCCCGACCACAUACCAGACGACAUAUGAAUAUUUCUAACUUUUGUGGGCAAAAGGCACAUUGAGUGGUGAAGUUACCACACCGAAUUAUGGAAUUGCCAAAAGACAGUGAAACUGUAUACAAAGUGGUGGAAUAACAAAGCCGACAAUGUAGCAUCAGAGCGAGCGAGGAUAGCAACGGCGUGUACAUCAUUGUCCAAUCCAGCAAGCGCAGUGUACAUAUGACAUCGUGCAUGGACAGGGUUUGCCCGUAACGUUUUGCUCACUUGCCAGCCGGACCAGCAGUGAUGG
This is a messenger RNA of Acanthaster planci (crown-of-thorns starfish), 6468 nucleotides long. RefSeq lists its product as uncharacterized. Gene Ontology annotation, cellular component: plasma membrane; signaling receptor complex. Gene Ontology annotation, biological process: positive regulation of kinase activity; cell surface receptor protein tyrosine kinase signaling pathway; protein phosphorylation. Gene Ontology annotation, molecular function: transmembrane receptor protein tyrosine kinase activity; ATP binding. The record is from RefSeq and is a predicted model, not a curated record. Lineage: Eukaryota; Metazoa; Echinodermata; Asteroidea; Valvatida; Acanthasteridae.